Messenger RNA from Fusarium venenatum, 921 nucleotides. RefSeq lists its product as uncharacterized. The record is from RefSeq and is a predicted model, not a curated record. Lineage: Eukaryota; Fungi; Ascomycota; Sordariomycetes; Hypocreales; Nectriaceae. Gene Ontology annotation, cellular component: mitochondrion.
AUGUCUUCCUCAGUAAUGGCUCUGCGCCCAGCCAUCUUGCGCCAGAGCGUUCUCGGAGCGACGAGGGUACAAUGCCGAUACAUGUCAAUGCCCUCUAGGGAGAGGAUGUUGCGAGAGAUGCGAAGGACGGCUACGAAGGACUCCAAGAGGACCGAUGUUGAGUCCAUGUCCGCGAUUCAGAAGAAGGCCAAUGACGAGUACUUCAAGUCUGGCGGCGGCCCAUUGUUUCCUGGCACAUUCGUCCCUCUCCCACUCUCACGAUACCCCUCUAGCCUCCCCAGCGCUCUAAACUACACAUGGUAUCGAUUCCGCCAAUGGGGAAUCGAAUUCCUUUCCCUCCUCCAAUUCAAGCUCAAGUCCAUGCCUGGUUGGACAACCCGGCCUAAGUGGAAGAUCGGCCGUGGCAAGAUUGCGCCCACAGCGAAGAACAUGUACAUGGAGAUGCUUGGGGCGUUUGCUGCGGGGGACAAGUCCACAAUCAACAACCUAUGCCUUGGGCAAUUCGGAAAGAAGCUCACUGCUGCCAUAGAUCGUAACGCUGGCGAGCGUGUCACAUUCGAGCUUCUCAAGCUCAACAAGUCAUUGUUCUAUCCCCGCGUGGUAGCACACCAGGUUCACAAUAUCAACCCCCACGACAAGGACAACUGCACAGAACAGGCCGUUAUCGCAAUUUCCUCAACGCAGCGUGUCGCAAAGUACAAGAAGCCUUCCGGCCAACUCAUUCCUGGCAGCACAAAGGUGCAGGACAAGCUGGAGUACGUGGUGCUCUCAAGGCAGGUCAGCGAGAAGACAUUCCAAGCCACACCAUGGCGAAUCUGGGGCACUGUCCCUGCCACAACGCUUGAGUCAUACCAAGAAGAGCAAGAUUGGAUUAUGCGAGAGCAGGCCCAGCGCGCUGGGUGGAAAGGUCCUCUGAAAUAA